Molecule: messenger RNA, 1998 nt
Organism: Plasmodium vinckei vinckei
Lineage: Eukaryota; Apicomplexa; Aconoidasida; Haemosporida; Plasmodiidae
Product: CIR protein PIR protein
Exons: 3
Coding region: 1-1998 (665 amino acids)
Source: RefSeq, a predicted model, not a curated record
AUGGAGGAACACCAAAAAAUGUGUAAGUUACUUCUCGAAGGUGAUAGUUAUUUUAAAGGUAAAGAUGUCAAUACGAAGAAAAUUAACGAAAAAUCAACCAUCAAAAGUUAUUGCUAUAAUGAUGAUUGUAAAACAAAUGGAGAACGUAUUAAUGCUUUGGCCAUAUAUAUACAUAUGAAAUUCAAAAGGUCAAUAAAAGACCAUGAUUAUAAUAAGUAUGAUGAAUAUUUAUUGAUGUGGAUAAGUGAUAAAUUAUAUAAGAUACACAUCAAAAGCAAAGGCAAAGAUACUCCAAAAGGGUUUAUGGAUAAUUUUACUUUAAAGCAGGCUUAUGAAGAGUAUUUAAAGAAUGAUAAAGUAAAAUCGAAUUAUUGGGAUCUUUUAAAUAUGCAGCAGGGUUUGAAAGAAGCUUAUCUUAGGUAUAUGGCCGAAUUUUAUAAAUUACUUAAUAGAAUAUGUAAAACAAUUGUAUAUUAUGAAGAAAACAAAGCCAAAAGUAAGGAACUUUCUAAUUAUUCUAAAAAUUGCCUUAAUGAAUAUAGAAACCUUUAUAUAAACAUUUAUGAAUGCAAAUCAUAUCUUCAUUUAUUGAAUAAAUUAAAAGGUAUAUAUGAUGAUUUUAGAAAUUAUGCUAUUAAGGAAAAUCCUUCAAACAAUAAUUUAGAAACUAAUCUUAAAAAACUUACAACACCAAAUAGAGUAGAGAUGAACGCGAAGAGAAGUUUUAAACCAUAUAAAUUCAAUAAAAAAAUAUGUUAUUCCCAAAAAAAAAAUACAAAGCAAAAAAAAACGGACUCACCAGGACCCCAAGCAUCAAGUCAAGUAGUGGUCUCUGAAAAUAAAGGGAAUAUGAAGGGCACUACACAAACCAUGCAAAAAAAUGGAAGCGAUAUAUCAAAAGGUACAGAUGAUGGAACAGGAGAUCCAGGUAGUGUAUCAGGUGGGGGGCAAGAUAGUAAAGUAGGAGAUUCAGACAGUUGGAGAGAGGGUACAAGUGGUGAUGCAAGAAGUCCAAAUAGUGAAAACGAAAAAAAGAAUGGCGGAGCCAAAGAACCCGGCGAUCCAAGUGGUGGGAAAGGUAGUCAAGUAAAUGGAGAUGAUAGAGGAAAUAGUGAACCAGGUGGCGCAUAUACUGAAAAAGGUGGCUCAGAAGGUGGACCAGGUAGUGACAAAGGAGGAUCAGGAGGUUCGGAUGGUAAAGGUGCCAAAGAUAGUGAACCAGUGGGUUCAGGUAGUAAAGGAGGAGGUGCAGGCAACUCAGAUAAUAACCUACCACCAAAUAGUGAUAAAUCGCAACAAAGUGGAGAUUCGCCGCAACCUCCACCAAAAGAUCCACCUAGUCAGUUACCACCACCUUCACCACCAACUCCACCAUCAACGCCACCAUCAGGUCCGCCAAAAGGUCCAUCACCAAAUACACCACAACCAAAACAACCAGCUUCCCAAUCACAACCUACCACGCAGCAAAAUCCACAAGAUGAUCCAUCUAAUCAAAAAAAAUCUGACAAAACAAAUCUUCAAUUGGCAACAUCACCAAGUCCUGACCCCAAUUUGAAAAAAACAUGGAAUAUAAUUCCAACUACAUGGAAUGGAUCAGAGGAUUGUAAACCUAAAAUAAAUUUUAUGAGUGCCACAUUAGUGUGUUGCACAUCUAAGAAGUGUAGUUUAACUGGUGUUUCGGUUACACUUAUUUUAAUACCCAUUAUUUUAUUAAUUUUGUAUAAGUAUUUGUCACGUGAAUGGACAAAAAAAUCGGAAAAAAAAAACAUGAAAAGAGUUAUAAAAUUAGUUGAUGGAAAGAGAAAGACAAAAAUAAUUAUAAGUUCAUAUGAUAGGAACAAAGACCUAAAACCGAUUAUAAAUUCAGUUGGUAGAAAAAAAGAUCCAUUAUUAAAUAUAUACAAACUUAUGCAGUCUGAUCCUAUACCAUUUAUUAAUUUAUUUUUUUUAUUGAUUUUUUUUGUUUAUAAAAGAAAGCACAAUUUCAUAGAAUUAUAA